ACCUGUCUCGUACUUUCCGAUCGUUCCCAACUCGAUCUUUCACGAUGAUUCCCAUGUCUUGAAGCCUGUAGGUCUGGGCGGGCGCUGCAGUUGUUUGCGUUACUUUCGUCUUCAAGGUGUACAGAGGUACCUGUCACAUUCAACUAGUGUGUCGUAUCACACGUCUCGUGGUAGAUCCUGGGCGUCCUGCAUACCGCUUGUCUCGGCCUCCUUGAUAAUACCGCACUCUCUGUUUCUUCUCCUGUCUUCCACUCUCCCUUUAUCGUGCCAUGGAUCUCUCACGUCUGGAAGCCUGGCCCUCGCUAGAGGACGUCUUCAACCUCAUGGUUUCUACCUGUCUGGAGGCUUUGAUCGCAAUCAAUCACGCGGCACGUGCGGUCGGUCCAUCAAUCUGGGUUGGCCUCAACUGGAUCGGACAUGGGCUCUCAGUGGCAGGUAAUGCUCUGCUUGCAGCUGUCUUGAUACUUCUUCUAUGGAUCUCUAUCAUUUACCUUUGCUGUUUUACAAUCUUUAUGUUCUGUAAACUGGUACGCAGACAUCAGAAGCAGCGACACCGUGGCGAACGUGAGCCUCUCCUCCCAUCGCCCCAAAGGCGCAGGCGCCUGCCAUCCUGGACCCCAUCAAACUCUAGUAGCGAAAGACGUCGAAAUCACGAUCACCAAGCACAUAGAGACUUGUUCCGAGUCGAAAUCAGCAGAAGACGUCAAGACAUGCUCAGAAGAGAGCAGCAUAGAGCAGUUGAGACUCGUUGCCGAGAAUACCGCGAGCGCAGACUUAGAGAGGCUAUCCUGCAUUCUACAAGCACGCCUUUGUAUGCACAACAUCAGACAAUUAUCACUUGGCUACAUGCCUCGACUGGCUCAACAACCAUCACCCACCACCAUAACUAUGGCACUCUUCCGACGAGAGAUGUUCAAUCGCGCACAGAGAGACGUGCUGGUCCGCCGCCGCCAUACUCACAGAACAUGAGAGAGCAACCACCACCAUACUCCAAUGGCCGCAACGAUUUGCCGCCUGCUUACGUUUAACGAUUCUGACGGAAAGAGUCUAAAUGGAUUGGGUAAUGGCAAGAUCAGACUGUUCUGCUCCGCAACGUUUCCCUGUUGUGAUAAAGAUGUACAUACACGAUUCAUGAGCUGCAAUGACAUUGGAUUUGCAUCAUUGUUAACUAAGGGUAUCAUAACUUCACCAGAUUCACAUCAUAGUAAGACCUUGAACCUUCCUUCGAACGCCAAAACUGUGCCCGAGCCCAUCCCCUCCAAUCUAGUACCAGUCCCUCGUCAAUCAUCAUCGUUACAUUGGUGCAACGACCAGCAUAUCUCUGCUCUUUGAGAGUCAGCUGCUCUGCUUGGGAAAAGCCUUCUUUGCACGUCUUCUGGAUGCAAUUUGGGGGUUCCAAAUUCCCAUGAAUAGCUCCUCGCACUCGUCCUCAUCCUGGCUAUCGAACUC
Aureobasidium pullulans EXF-150 is the source of this 1449-nucleotide messenger RNA. RefSeq lists its product as uncharacterized. The record is from RefSeq and is a predicted model, not a curated record. The transcript has a single exon. Bases 270 to 1028 code for a protein of 252 amino acids. Lineage: Eukaryota; Fungi; Ascomycota; Dothideomycetes; Dothideales; Saccotheciaceae.